GAACCUCCAACGCCAACUCGAGUUGCCAAAGGAAGGGGAGGCGGCGGCGGCGGCGGCGGCGAGGGGGGUCCAGCUAGACCACCCAAAAGUCGUAAGAGACCAUCAAGUUCACGAAACCUCGACGACCACUCGGGAGGUGGUGGUGGUGGCAGUGGCAGUGGCAGUGGCAGUGGCAAAUCACCCCAUCACUCUCCAGGCCACGGCAACAACAGCCCAGCCAACAUGAUCAAUCUGGAAUCCAACCACCAUUCCGGCGCCUACUACCCCGAGGACGCGGCCGACUACGAGGAGCAGGAGGCGACAGUCAAUCACCGGAAGGCCCGCUCAGUGGGCCGCUUCAAUCGCAACAACUUCCUCAUCAGCGAGCUGUUCAGCGAGCUGGUCGUGCCCGACCCGCGGCAGGCGGCCAGCCAAAGUCGCGUGGAGGCCCUGAAGCGGCAGGCCGACUCGCUGAUGGCCCACCAGCAACGCUCCCUCGCGGAGAUCGUCUCCAUGGAGAGGGCCUUCAAGGAGCGGACGGAGGCACUUCAGGCGGCCAGCGAAGAGUUCAAUCGGCAGCUGGCGUUGCUGAGCAAGCCGGUGCGCGACGACGAUGACAACUUCCUCGCGGCCUUCAAUCGGGCCCUGGCGCAGAUUACCGAGCAGAAUCAACAGCAGCAGCAGCAACAGCAACAACAGCAACAGCAAAUCCAAGAGCAGACUUU
Molecule: messenger RNA, 704 nt
Organism: Rhagoletis zephyria (snowberry fruit fly)
Lineage: Eukaryota; Metazoa; Arthropoda; Insecta; Diptera; Tephritidae
Product: SWI/SNF-related matrix-associated actin-dependent regulator of chromatin subfamily E member 1-like
Biological process (GO): negative regulation of DNA-templated transcription
Cellular component (GO): SWI/SNF complex
Molecular function (GO): nuclear receptor binding; nucleosomal DNA binding
Source: RefSeq, a predicted model, not a curated record